GAAGGAAGAAGAAAGGGAAGUGCUGCUUUCAGGAUUUGGUUCGAGUCAAGACAAGAAUAUAGUCCAUGAAGGUUUUCAGUAAAGCUUUUCAAAUGACAUUAGAAGCCAAAUACUUGCUACUAGAAGAAGAGGAGGACUGCAUAUCUACUACCUCUUGGGAUUGCACAGAAAAUUGUGAGAUUGUCUUCUGAUGAUGCUAUAUAUUAUAUUGAUUUCUUCUACUCUCAUCCCUUUCUUUCAACUUCCAACCAUACUCCCACCCAUUCCACUUUUUUCUUUUUUCUCGGACUAGAGGAUUUAUUUUGAUUGUGCCAUUUGCUUUGGAGGAAAAAAAAACAAGAGGUUGAUCUAUCUCUUCUCCACUAGAAGUGACUUACAAAAAAAUUAUUAUCUUUCCAUUUUUGAGUGGAAUUUCUUUAAAAAAUCCUCUUUCUUGCAUUGCUAAAUAAAACAAGGUCUCCUCUAUUGUGUAAGUUAGUCUGGGAUAGAGAAAGCCAUUUUAGUAGGAGCUGGAGUGGCAUACAGAUGGAAAGGUGUAUUUUUGGAUUCUAUUGCUUAGUUCUUAUGGACCCAGGACAAGUUUGGACUGGAACACUUAAUCCUCAGAAACCUGAGCCAGAACUGCAGGUGGAGGUCAAAGACAAUGCCACUUCGGGUCCCAUCUUGGAGGACACCAUUGUAGCCCCCACAGAGUCCAUCUCUGGGGGAGAGCGGUGCCUUGGUUAUUACGAUGUGAUGGGCCAGUGGGAUCCUCCAUUUAACUGCAAUUCGGGGAUCUACAAUUUUUGCUGUGGAACUUGUGGUUACCGCUUCUGCUGCCAAUUCACAAGUGGAAAACUUGAUCAAAGUGGUUGUUCGAAUUAUGAGACACCAGAAUGGGUCAACACAGGCCAACCACCACCUCGAGUGGAUGAGACUCCUCAGAAUCCUACCAAGGACAAGACCAACAUGAUUGUAUACAUUAUUUGUGGUGUGGUAGCCAUCAUGGUGCUGGUGGGUAUCUUCACCAAACUGGGACUGGAGAAAUCCCAGAGCCCUCAAGCUGAGAUUACCAUGUCCAGAACACUCACAGAUCUUCUAAAGCAACCUGGACAUAGCUCAUCUGAUCACUUGCCUGAUGGCCAUAUCAGCAGUGUGCAGGUCCAGAUUGGUGAUAGCCUUUCUCGGGGAUCUCCCUCAAGUAACAAAGAUCAGAAACACCUGAACAAUGCUGUGAUCAACUCGUCCACAGUCUCACAGAUUGGGCUGUCACACUCACAUAACAAUCAGUUGCAAAUGACAAGUGUUUUGCCUAACCAGGCUUCAGAUUAUGCCAAAUAUGCCACUCUAAAGGCUGUAGAAAGUGCCCCAGAAGAAUUCUACAAGAGGUUUCCCAUGGUGGAGAUGCCAUCAUCAGGCACCUUGUCAUUUUCUCCCCUAACACUUCAUCGAAAUGAUCUCCCACCUUUCCCAGAAGGCACUGCUCUCAUUGGCUUGGGGACACCAGGACAGAAAACUAAAGUGAUGAAAACCAAUGCAGGCAGCCCUGUCUUCAAAGGGGGCUGGGAUCACGGCCACCCUGAAUUUCGACGACAAGCUUAUGCCACCAGGCGUCAGUUCAGUAUUGAGAAGCUGCCUGAGGUCUUCAGCCAAACCCCCACUCAUUAUGUGCAGCAACAACGGCUUUUUUCCACUAAUAGCAAGACUGAGGUCACAGUCUAGAAUGGAUUUAUUGUUCAUUCCUAUAUUCUUCCCUUUGAAGCAAUUGGUGAAGUGGGGCCUGACAGCUUGGAAUAAAGUUGCUUCACUCAAGUGUCACUGCUAGAUUCUGGAAGGAAACAUAGAAGAUGCAGAGAAAACUAGAGUGCUUGCCAGAGCUGAUGAUCGUCUACAAUUGUAACAGAACUCAUUUGUUCAAUUAGGACAAUUUGACAAAACCUGGUUAGCGUGCUUGGUGAAACCAGCAUGCCUUUACUACCCUAUUGCUCGAUGCACUGCUGUUGUUUCCUAAUUCAGUUUUUCAUUAUAUUAUACCAGAAUCAUCCAUACCAAGAGAAACCUUCAGGACUCUGUUACUGCAUGGAACUGCGUCAAAAGAGGGAAUAUGUUUCUGCCCUUCCCAUUCCUACAGUGCUCUAACAAAAGACAAAAAUCACUCAUGCAAUAAUUAAUUGGUACCUUGUGUUUGGAUAUUCACUCUAUAUUAUAUUACUUAUCAAAUUUCUAUGUGUUUAAAUUUCUGGGGGAAACAAAGACAGGAUAUAAAUCUAAUAAUAAAUGAAUAAAAAUAAACAGUCUGAAAUGGAAGCAUCAAGGACUGUGAGAAAAUGUAUGCCAUUUCCUUCAUUUUUAGCUUCCCUUUUUCUUUAUAUAACAUUUGUUUUAAUCGUAUUUUAACAAGUCAUUUUGGGGUUUUGUAUAUAAAUAUUCUAUACAAUGCACAUGGUUUGCAUUCCUUUAAUAUUAAGAGUCUCAUAUUUAACUGGAUAACUUUAUAGGGUUGAAAAGAUCUGGGCAGAACAUAAGGCAUAUUUCCCACCUAAUUAUGAGAUUCAUGUAAAAUAUUUAAUACCAUCAUAAUGACAUCUUGUUAAAUCACAAAAGGCAUGUGUGUGAUCAUGUAAACAAACAUAUUUGUGAACAUAUAUUUGUAACAUCAUAACUCAUUCCCCAUUGCCUAUAUAAACAUGUAUUUAUUAGCUGUAUAGUAACAAAUUCAAAAUAUUGAUAUUUCAGCCACCAUAUUUCACUUUAUAUCACAUUUCACUCUGGCUCUUUUCAUUGAGUCUUUUUUCAUGAUCUCUGGACCACCAGAUCAGAUACAACAUGAUCCACCAGUUGAUGUGUAAUUGGAGUUGUAGUCAUAUUCUGAUAUAUCUUGUAGCAUGGAAGAAAAUCUUUUUAAAUUGAGUUCUGGCUAUUAAAAUAUACAAAUGCUGAUUUCCCCUGAAAUGCAGCCAAAAAGUACUUGCGAUAGAUACCAACUAAUUGCGGCUGUAUCAUGAUCUGAUUUAAAUUCAGCCACUACUCAAUUCACUUCUGCUUCUGAAUAGUAUUCCAAGCUCUGAUUGCAAACAGAUACAUGUCACUAGGAAUUUUACUUCAUCACAUGAUGAAAUCAUUGUGGGUGUCCAAUUUCUUUCCAAACAACAAAAUGUCACUUCAUAUUUUUGGCAAUAUAGCUGCUAUUUUAGAAUGAUUGAUACCUGGUAUUGAAGUUUUAAUUUGUAUUUUAGUUUAUACUGCUGGAUAUGUGUGUGUCAUCUGUGUGACACAGUAAUGUCUUCUAAUUAUUAUUAUUAUUAUUAUUAUUAUUAUUAUUAUUAUUAUUAU
This is a messenger RNA of Thamnophis sirtalis, 3312 nucleotides long. RefSeq names its product shisa family member 8 (gene SHISA8). The record is from RefSeq and is a predicted model, not a curated record. Gene Ontology annotation, cellular component: dendritic spine membrane; AMPA glutamate receptor complex; postsynaptic membrane. Gene Ontology annotation, biological process: regulation of short-term neuronal synaptic plasticity; regulation of AMPA receptor activity. NCBI's taxonomy places the organism in Eukaryota, Metazoa, Chordata, Lepidosauria, Squamata, Natricidae.